AUGGCUCUUGUGAAAGCAGCUGAUCCACAGACCUCCUCUUCUAAUGCUUCUCGAUAUUGUCGUUAUCACGUGUUCCUGAGUUUCAGAGGCCCAGACACUCGCAAGACUUUCACUGACCACCUCUACAUGGCCCUUGUCAGCGCCGGAUUUCACACUUUCCGAGACGACGAAGUCGAGAGAGGAGAAGGUAUCAAGCCCGAAUUGCAGAAAGCAAUCAAACACUCACGAACUUCUGUCAUUGUGUUCUCGAAAGACUACGCGUCGUCCCGAUGGUGCCUCGACGAGCUGGUGAUGAUCCUUGAACGCAAGAGGAGGACCUCAGAUGACCAUGUCGUUUUGCCUGUCUUCUACGAUGUGGAUCCAUCCCAUGUAAGGAAGCAGACAGGAAGUCUUGCAAAGGCAUUUGCUAGACACCAAAAAACUCAACCGCUGCAGAAGGUGAAGGCAUGGAGGGAGGCACUUGCAGAGGUUGCAGAUCUGGCAGGGAUGGUCUUGCAAAAUCAAGCUCAUGGGUACGAGUCAAAGUUUAUCAAGAAAAUAGUUAAUGUGAUCGGAGACAAACUAAGUCGCACAACCUUAAGUAUUGCCCCCAACAUGAUUGGAAUGCAUUCUCGAGUGGAAACCAUUAAUCUUUGGUUACAAGAUGGAUCAACUGAUGUUGGCAUACUACUAAUCUACGGGAUGAGUGGAAUAGGGAAAACAACCAUCGCGAAAUUUUCUUAUAAUUCAAACUUUACAAGAUUUGAAGGAAGCAGCUUCCUUGAAAACAUCAAAGAAAUUUCACAACAACCCAAUGGCUUAGUUCAAAUACAAACACAGCUUCUUUCUGGUAUUUUGAAUGGGAGAAAAAUGAAAAUAAGCAAUGUUAGUGAAGGAUUAACUAAGAUUGAAGAUGCAAUAAGCUCUAAGAGGGUUCUCCUUGUUCUUGAUGAUGUGGAUCAUAUGGACCAAUUAGAUGCAGUACUUCGGAUGAAAGAUCGAUUUUGUCCAGGAAGUAAAAUCAUAAUAACAACUAGGCGUGCAAGAUUGUUAAAGGCUCAUCAAGUUACUAAGGUGCAUGCAGUUGAAACUUUAAAUUACAAAGAAUCAUUGGAGCUCUUCAAUUGGCACGCUUUUGGUCAGGACCAUCCCAUUGAAGGUUACAUAGAAUAUUCGCAAAAAAUAGUGGAACACUGUAGAGGACUUCCAUUAGCUCUUAAAGUUUUAGGUUCUUCUAUGUACUCGGGGGAUAGUAUAGAUGUAUGGAAAAGUGCACUGCAGAAAUUAGAAGCUAUUCCGAAUGGUGAAAUAGUAAAUAAACUAAGAGUAAGCUAUGACUCUUUGCAAGAUGACCAUGACCGAAAUUUAUUCCUCCACAUUGCUUGUUUCUUUAUCGAAAAGGACAAAGACUACAUUGUUAACAUACUAGAUGGAUGUGAUUUCUAUACAAUUGUUGGCAUUCAAAAUCUCAUCGAUAGAUGUUUGGUGAUUAUUGAUGGAUGGGACAAGGUGCAGAUGCACGACCAGAUUCGUGGAAUGGGAAGAGAAAUUGUUCGCCUGGAAUCAAAGGAGCCUUGGAAGCGUAGUAGAGUGUGGCAACAUAAGGAUGCUUUCAAUAUCUUGACAGAAAAGAAUGGUACAGAUUCAAUUGAAGGCCUUGUCCUCGACAUGCACAUGCUCCCUAGAAACAGUCACAUAAACUCAACGGAGAGAGUCUUGGAAACCAAUGCAUUUGCAAGGAUGCAUGAACUAAAACUACUCCAUCUUAGUCAUGUACAACUCGACGGAUCUUAUGUAGAAUUUUGUACAAGAUUAAGAUGGUUGUGUUGGAAUAAGUUUGCUUUGGAUUCUAUACCCACAGAUUUUCCUUUGGGGAGCCUGGUUGUUCUUGAAAUGCAAUAUAGCGGCUUGAGGCAAGUCUUCAAAGGAACAAAACGUCUUUCAUCAUUGAAGAUCCUUGAUCUCAGCCAUUCUCAUUCACUUAUAGAAAUCACCGACUUCUCAUUUUGCCCAAAUCUAGAGAAAUUGAUUCUUGUAGAUUGUGAAAGACUGGUUGAUGUCAAUGAAUCCAUUGGGAACCUUGAGAGACUUGUUUACUUGAGUAUGAAGGAUUGCAAAAAUAUUAGGAUGCUUCCAGAGAACAUGAUUAUGCUAAAAUCACUUGAAACACUUAUUAUAUUUGGUUGCACAAAUCUUAAUAGAUUAUCAAUUGAGAUGUUAAGGAACAUGGAAUCUCUGAAAGUGCUUGAGAUAGAUGAAAUCCCGAUAACUCAAUUAUGGCGAGGAAGAAGUUCAUGUAUCUGGAGUUCUUUACCAUUCUCUUUAGUAAAUUUAAGUGUUUGGGGGUGCAAUCUUUCGGAUGAUAACUUUCCUAGGGAUUUUAGUAAUCUAUCUUCAUUGCGAAGACUAAACGUAGGGAAUAAUCCAAUUUGUAGCCUGCCAAAUUGCAUCCAAGGUUUAACAAGGCUCGAUGAACUCUCUUUUGAGAAGUGUACAAGGCUCAAAUCGCUUGUGGGUUUACCAAAAGUAGAUGAAUUGAAUAUCCAACUUUGCAUAUCAUUGGAAAAAAUAACAUAUCAGUACAUUCCAUGGAAAACGCAUACCUAUAUGUCUGACAAGCGCAACCAAGUUGAGUGGGAGCAUAGUUUCAAGCUAGAACCCAUUGGAAGAGUUGAUGCAGAAAUUAUCAACCUUUUGGGCUUGUGCAGCUUGGAAUCCAUGGCAACCAUUCGGAUGCACAAUGUAAACAGUAAUUCAUCAAUAGAGAGUCCUGUCCAGGGACUGUAUGAAAGGGGUAUAUUCAGCACAUUUUUUGGUGGGAAUGAGGUUCCAGUCCAAUUCAGCCAUAAAAGUAGAGGGUCCUCAAUAUCUUUUACUGUGCCUUUGCUUGAUAAUCACAUAAUUAAAGGCUUGAUCGUCUGUGCUGUCUAUGCGAGUUCUGGCUCUGGUUUUCCUUACUAUGAUAUGACUACUAGAGUCAGAAAUAAGAGCAAGGGUCUGACGUGGUACUAUGGGCCAUCAUUUUACGGCAUUCCAGGUGAAGGAGAAGACAUGAUAUGGUUAAGCCACUGGAUGUUUAAGGAUGAGCACUUAGAAGGUGGCGAUCAAGUGGUUGUUUCAGUACAUCAUUGCUUUCAGGUAAAGGAGUUGGGGAUCCAGUUUGUGCAGGUGGAACAAGAGAGUCAUAAUAUGAUGAGUAACACCGUUUAUCCUGUUGAUCCAUGGGUGGACCCAGAACCAUACUUGUUCAAUGAUGAAGAUACAAUAGUCAAUGAAGAAGAGCAACAGGAUGAUCGCGCAAUUGCAGCCCCCACAGGCAGUAAUAACUGCGGCAGCUGCCUCCAUGGCUGGAAG
Molecule: messenger RNA, 3333 nt
Organism: Prunus avium (sweet cherry)
Lineage: Eukaryota; Viridiplantae; Streptophyta; Magnoliopsida; Rosales; Rosaceae
Source: RefSeq, a predicted model, not a curated record